CAAAUGGGGCAGCUGCCCCGGUGCCCGGCGAUUUAAAAGAGUCCGGGGCUCCCGCUGCCGGCGCCCCGCGCAGCGUGGAAGGGUUGAUCCAGCCCUUCCCCGUCCCGCCCACAGCUGCCGCAGCAAAAGGCUGCUGAUCACCGCAGAACUUCAUCUCCCCGGCCAGGGGUUUCCUUCCCGCAGGGGCAUUUCGCAACUAUGAUUUUGAAAACGAACUUUAGGGGGAUCUUUCUAGCCAAGUGCCUGGUGGUUUUAUUCUCCUGUGUAAAAGGUUCUGCAAACGAAGCCCCUAAAGUAUAUGGUAUUCAGAAUGGUUCUGUUUUCUUGAACAUUCCUGACUUCAAAGUGGAAAAGCAACAGGAAAUAACAUGGCUCAAAAAUUCAUUACACCUCACGAAAGGCAAAGAUUCUUAUGUGAAAUAUUACAAGGAUAGGAGAAAGUAUGAGAUGUUCCCCAAUGGAACCCUGAAAAUAGACUGCCUGGUGGAAGAGGACAGUGGAAAUUACAAAGUGACUGUAUACAAUGACAUGAAAUUGUCUCUAAACCAGAAAUCAAAUGGAUAUGUUCACAAAAAUUAAUAAAGGUGACAUGUGAGGUGAAACAGAAGAACAAACCUGCUUUGCAUUUGCUUCAAAAUAACAGAAUGCUCUCUGUAAAUGGGCCAAUAUAUACAAAUGGCACAUGGAAGAUUGAAUAUCCACCCAAGGCCAGAAUCCUUACUGCAGAGUUCCAAUGUGAAGUUAAAAAUGACGUUAGCAAGAGAACUGAUGAUCAGGAAAUCAAAUGUUCAGGUACAAAGUCUAUAUUGUUACAAGGUCUCCUUAUCACAGCCCACAAAGAGUUACAAACGUAUAGCUGUCUCCAGGGUACUGAUUCUAAAACUAGUGGCAGCCCAAUAAAAUAACCGAGGGAAUUGACAUGCAGUAGGUUUUAUGCAGUGCUACACAGCAGGAAGCAAAAAACAAAACCCUUUUGUUCAGCUGUUAUUCUUUUAUUAUUUCUACAGCACCAACAGUGUCCAUUGCACUACACUGACCAUUACAAAUUCAGGGGUCAUUUUCGUUGGAUAGAAUAAAAUUACCCAUGUUGAAAAUUGGUCAGGGCGUCCGUUAACACCCGAUAUUUCCCAAGAAUGGGCCUGAUUCUCCUCUCUCUUAAUCCAGAUUUAUACUGUACACCUAUGUGACUUCAUCGACUUCAAUGGAAUUGCUCUUGAUUUGCACCAGUGUAAGGCUGUGCCUACAUUACAGGUGCUACGGUAGCAUAGCUAUAGUGCUGCCGCUGUGCCUCUGUAGUGCAAUGCUGUAGAUGUUUCCUACCAUGACAGAAGGGUUUUUUCCAUCCCUAUAUUUAAUCCACCUCUCUGAGAGGCAGUAGCGAGGUUGACAAAAGAAUUCUUCCAUCGACCUAGAUGCAUCUACACUGGGGGUGACGUCGACUUAACCGCGGUGCUAAAGGCACAAAUUUUGUUAUGAGCCUGAGCAACAUAUUUAGGUCAAUCUCAUUUUUUUUAAAAGUUAGGUUGACCCAGCUACCCAGCCCCAGAGGAUUUAACCCCCACCGUAGACAGCGCUAGGUUGACGGAAGAAUUCUUCCAUCGACUUAGCUACCAUGCCAAGCUACCUUCCUGUCAGUGUAGGUAGUGCCCACGGUGCUGCAGCUGUGCCGCUGUAGUGUUCAAGUGUAGACAAGCCCCAAGUGACAGGGAAUUAGAUGCAAGGAAGUCUUGAUCUUUUCCACCCUUGUAUCUACACAGUCAGUGGUGCCACAUUGGCAGAUGGAUUCUUUUGAUAGAAAAAAAUGGAUGUCCUUAUUAUGUUAUUUAACAUGUGCAUAUAAAGCAUGGGCUUCCUUUGCAGUGAGCUUUUGGGAAAUUAGCUGUGUUUUAGGAGGUGAUCGGCUUAAAUGAGCAAUCAAGUAGGUUAGGCCUCAGGUGUAGAUUUUCUUAAAGGAGAGGUUUUACAAAACUUGCUCUUCAUAAAAAUGUUUUCAUGAAACUUUAGGGGGAAAAAGUCAGUGUCCUGUGGUGUUGGAGAGGCAAGACCAGCAGCAUUAGGCUAGUGUGCAAUCAAUGAAACACACCUGAAACUGACCAGUCUUUUCUUUAAUUGUCCAACUUGGUAAAAUGCAAGAAGUCAACAAAUUAAAAAUGAAUCAGG
Molecule: messenger RNA, 2160 nt
Organism: Mauremys mutica (yellowpond turtle)
Lineage: Eukaryota; Metazoa; Chordata; Testudines; Geoemydidae
Product: T-cell surface antigen CD2-like
Exons: 3
Coding region: 199-579 (126 amino acids)
Source: RefSeq, a predicted model, not a curated record